CUCUCUCUGACACCCAAAUAAACGCUAAAUCCAACCAUGUUUGUUCUCUAGCUCAUACUGAAAAGCUUUGAUCUUUGUUUCGCCCCAGUAUUACGAUGAAACAUCUGAACAAUCCGAAACUUCUUCUCGUAUUGUCUAUCUUCUUGUCUUGCUCUUGGGUUUCUCUUGUUCUGGGUUCUCUCGCCGGAGACUCCGAAAUCCUUAUCCGGGUCAAGAACGCCCAGCUCGAAGACCCGAAUGGGAAUCUCAGCGACUGGGUCCCAAACGCCUACCGCAAUCCCUGCAACUGGACGGGAAUUACCUGCGACCGUAAAAAGCUCGAAGUUGUUUCGCUGAAUAUAUCCGGGUACGACAUUCGGGGCGGGUUUCCGUCCGGGUUCUGUCGGGUUCGGACCCUCCGACACCUUACUCUUUCUAGCAAUUUCAUCAACGGGACGCUCUCGUCGGAGGCUCUCUCGUUGUGCACUCACCUCCGAUUGCUCGACAUCUCCAGCAACGUGCUCGUUGGGAAGUUGCCGGAAUUAUCGCCGGAGUUCAACGAGUUGGAGUAUCUGGACCUGUCGUAUAACAACUUCUCCGGCGGUUUCCCGGCGAGUUUUGGGAAGUUACCGGCUCUGAAGGUUUUAACUCUGACCUCGAACUUGCUCACCGGUCCGAUUCCUUCGUUCAUUGGCAAUCUCAGUGAGUUGACUCACUUGUCACUCGGUUACAAUCCUCUGAACCAGUGUCGUCUGCCGCCGGAGAUCGGAAACCUGACGAAGCUCGAGAAUAUUGUCAUUUCGAACUCUGGCCUCGUCGGAACUAUACCGGAGACGAUCGGGAACCUAAUUUCGCUCAAGAACCUGGAUUUCUCUAACAAUCGCUUGCAUGGAGAAAUUCCUGAUAGAAUUGGAGAAUUGAGAAGCGUAGAGCAAAUCGAGCUUUAUGAUAAUUUCUUGUCCGGAGAAUUGCCCGAGAGUUUAGCCAAUUUGAGCAAUCUGUUUAAUCUGGAUCUCUCUCAGAACGCACUCACCGGAAACUUGCCGGGAAAGGUCGCCGGGCUCGGCUUGGGGUCUCUGAAUCUCAACGAUAAUUUCUUCGAAGGUGAACUUCCGAAGAGUUUAGCUUCCAACCCUUAUCUUUACCAGCUCAAGAUCUUCAACAACAGCUUCUCCGGAAAAUUGCCGGCGAAUCUCGGCCUGAAUUCCUCCUUGGUAGAUUUCGAUGUUUCGACGAACAAGUUUUCCGGCGAGUUGCCGAAGAACCUCUGUUACAGAAAGAACCUUUCGACCCUCAUCACGUUCUCGAACCACUUGUCGGGGACUUUGCCGAGUUCUUUAAGCGAAUGCACUUCUUUAACUUACAUCCGAAUCGAAAAGAAUGAAUAUUCCGGCAAAAUACCCGACGGAGUUUGGAGUCUUCCUUUACUUUACCAUCUCCAAAUGGAAAACAACAGAUUCGGAGACUCAAUUUCGCCUUCCAUCUCAAACGCGAGCGAGAUGACUACGCUUCAGAUAUCCAACAACAUCUUCUCCGGCGAUUUACCGACGGCCAUUUGCAAAUUAACCGAACUCGUCACUCUCGACCUCGGAGAGAACCAGUUCUCAGGCGACAUACCUGUCUGUAUCACCGAUCUCAAAAAGCUGCAGAAGCUCAGAAUCCAAGAGAACGAGUUCUCAGGCAGAAUUCCAAACUCAGUGAGUUCGUGGACCGAUUUGGUGGAACUAAACAUCUCGAGAAACCAACUCACCGGCGAAAUUCCCUCCGAGCUCGGCGGCUUACCGGUUUUGAACUAUCUCGACCUCUCCGGCAACCUGCUGACCGGAGAAAUCCCGCCGGAGCUGACCAAGCUUAAGCUCAACGAAUUCAACCUCUCAAACAACAAGCUCAACGGCAAAAUCCCCUCCGGUUUCACCCACGGUCAGUACGUCUCCGCUCUUCUCGGAAACCCUCAUCUCUGCAGCCCUAAUCUGAAACCUUUCCCUUCCUGCUCCAAACCAAAACCCGCCGCACUAUACGCCGUCGUUCUGCUCUCCAUCUGCGCCGCUCUCCUCCUCUUCUCUCUCCUCUGGUACCUCCGACGAAAAUCCCAACUCUUCAGUGCCAAACCCAGGAAGAAGCUCUGCAAGGUCACCACAUUCCAGCGGGUCGGGUUCCACGAAGACGAUGUCAUAGGGCCCUUAACGGACGAGAAGCUAAUCGGGUCGGGCGGUUCGGGUCAGGUAUACAAGCUGCGGCUGAAAACGGGUCAGACAGUGGCGGUUAAAAAGCUCUACGGAGGAGAGAGGAGGAUCGAGACCGAUCCGAUAUUUGAAUCCGAAGUUGAGACUUUGGGUCGGAUCCGGCAUGGCAAUAUCGUAAAAUUGCUCUUCAGUUGCAGCGGCGAGGACAGUAGGAUUUUGGGAUACGAGUAUAUGGAGAACGGGAGUUUGGGUGACGUGUUGCACGGGGAGAAGGGUGAGUGCGCAGGUUUGCUGGACUGGCCCCUCCGGCUCACGAUAGCGGUGGGCGCCGCUCAGGGAUUGGCGUACCUGCACCACGACUGCGAUCCGGCUAUCGUGCACCGGGACGUGAAGAGUAACAACAUUCUGUUGGACGAAGAGUUCAGGCCCCGCGUGGCGGAUUUCGGAUUGGCUAAGAGUCUGCGUCGCCACGUGGAUGAUGACGUGGAGGGAAAUGCCGGUGCCAUGUCACGCAUCGCUGGGUCUUAUGGCUAUAUUGCGCCGGAAUAUGCGUACACAUUGAAAGUGAACGAGAAGAGCGACGUGUAUAGCUUUGGCGUGGUGCUCUUGGAAUUAAUAACCGGAAAGAGGCCAAACGACUCUUUCUUUGGCGAGAACAAGGACGUAGUGAAGUGGGUCACGGAGGCUGCUUUAUCACCACCACAUGAAGGAGAAGAAAGCAAUGGCAAUGGUGGCUUGGGAAGUCGUUGGAGAGAUUUGGACCAGCUUGUUGACAAAAGGAUGAACCCAUCUGCAUGUGAUUAUGAAGAGAUUGAGAAGGUUUUAAAUGUGGCUCUCAUGUGUACCUCCAAGAUUCCCCUCAAUAGACCCUCCAUGAGAAGGGUGGUUGAGUUGCUCAAGGACCAGAAAUUCCCUCGUCCCAAAUUGGUGUACUAAAUAGAAGUCUCCAUUGGAAGUUUCUUUUACAUUACUUCCAAUUAUUAUAAAAAAAAAAAAAAAAAAGAGGGGGAGUUUCUUUUUUUAGUAAUACAGAAAGAAGGGUAUAUUGCUUUUGAAA
Morus notabilis is the source of this 3219-nucleotide messenger RNA. RefSeq names its product LRR receptor-like serine/threonine-protein kinase HSL2. The coding region runs from base 96 to 3098 and encodes 1000 amino acids. Lineage: Eukaryota; Viridiplantae; Streptophyta; Magnoliopsida; Rosales; Moraceae. The record is from RefSeq and is a predicted model, not a curated record. The transcript has 2 exons. Gene Ontology annotation, molecular function: ATP binding; protein binding; protein kinase activity. Gene Ontology annotation, biological process: protein phosphorylation.